AUCCAUGCUAUUUGACAUUUCCAUCAAUGUCUUAGAUAAAAGGAUAAACUAAGAAGGAUAACUAAUCUACUGCAUGAUACAAAUAAAUCUCAGCAAGUUAGGAGAUUAGGCCAAAUUAAGAUGAAGAUAACAGGACUUGUAUGAUUUAUAGCUGGGUUAAAGAAAAACUAACUUUAUAAGUACACGAUGAAGCCAGUGCGACUAAAUAGAAGUUUUUCUAGAAAACUUCUUUAGGAUUUAAUUCCUCAGUAUCUUUAACUCCUAUGAUUUUCACUCCUUCAAACUGUGCAUAAGAAGAGUCAUGUCCUUGAUCUCAUCAUCUACCUUCUACCAUUGUUCCACUUUUAUGAUUAAGAGUUAUAAAAUUCCUUUGACUGACCAUAUCUACCUAUUAGAUCCCUGGCUUGGUUCAAAUUCUUCCUUUAAAUGCUUACUCCUUGUGUGACCUUAGGCCAGCCUUUAAACUCUUUGGACCUGUUUCAGAUCUAUCAAAUUAGGGUUAACACAAGACAGCCUCUGAAGUUCUUUUGAAGGUAUGUUAUUGUCCUCUUGAAUUUGUCCCCUUGUCCUAUUUGUCACUGUUUUGGCUUACUGGGAUCAUUCACACUGAUUGUCUUAGUACUACUUACAUGCAGGUUGCUAAAUGGUGCUAGAGGAAGGUAUACAACAAAGUUGAUGUAAUAGACUAUAAAUUUAUUAUCUAAUCUCACUUGGCCCAUCACUGUAAUAGGGUAAUCUUUUUACUGAUUCUCUUUAGAUGCAUUAUUUAGUUCUAACAUUUUAAAAUUCUGAGUUUCAAAUUCUCUCCCUCCCAACCACUUCUUUCCCACCCAUUGAGAAGGUAAAUGGUAUAUCAAUUAUACAUGUGAAAUCAUGCAAACCAUAUUUUCAUAUUAGCUCUAUCAGGGAAAAAAAGUUUAAAAAAUUGAGAAAGUUACACUUCAAUUUGUACUCAGAGUUUUUCAAUUCCUUCUUUGGAAGUAGCAUUUUUUUUUCAUCAGGAGGCCUUUCUAACUAUCUUGGAUCACCAAAUUCAUCAAAAGCAAACAAGUUUUUCACAGUUGAUCUUUGUUACAAGAAUGUAGUUAAACUGUACAAUGAUCUGCUUCUCAAAUCACUUUGCAUCAGUUUAUACAGAUCAUGUUUCUUAUGAAACCAUUUGCCUCAUCAUUUCUUAUAGCACAAUAGCAUUCUAGUAAUUGAUGGUCAUUCCUUCAAAUUCCAAUUCUUUGUCAUCAUAAAAAACCCUGCUUAUAAUUACUUUUGUGUCUAUAUACAUAUAUAACAAAUAAUAUGCAUAUAUUUUUAACCUUUACCUCAUGUCUUAGUCAGUACUAAGUAUUGGUUCCAAGGCAGGCGAGGUAAAGAUUAGGAAAUUGGGGUGAAGUGACUUGCCCAGAAUCACGCAGCUGGGAAGCGUCUGAGGUAACAGGAUCUCCUGACUCUAGGCCUAGCUCUCCAUCCACUUCUUGCUUCCCUCCCAAACAGUGGCCUGGUCAAUUCCUACCUUCCUAAUUUUAUAUUUUACGCCUUACGUUUUUACAUUCUAUAAUCCACCUACACGGCCCUCCCUGCUAUUCCUCAUACACACUACACUCAGUCUGAAUAAAACCGGAAUAAAUUCAGUGGGGAAGCGACCAAGAGGUAAGUAAAAUGUGUCAGGCUGAAGACUUUUAUUAGAACAAGCAGAAUGGGGCUGUAGAUUUCUAGCCGGGAGUUGCCAAAGCAAGAGAAACUUUUAGGGAAACCAGUCUUAUUAAAAAAAAAAUAGGAACUGUUGAUGGCUGUGAUGGUAAGAAUCUUAGUUAAGUGGAGCCUAAGAUGUUACCUACAUCAAAUAUCGUUUGCUGGUUCUGAGCUUCUUUUCGCUUCUCAAAGAAUCUUUCAUCCUCUUCAGCAAAAAGGGAUAUCACGAGUCCAGUGAAGAACUAGUAUCUCCUGCCUACAGCUCCGUGACUCCAGCCUACAGGGGAAAAGACAGGAUGUGACGUUUACGCUCUUCUAACUUCCGUGACCUCCGUAGCCUUCCUACGCCAUACCCGGCUUGGUGGUGAGGGGGUAGGCGGUUCCUCCCAGACAUUUAGUGAGAAACCAGAAGUACGUCACAGUUCAGAGGUCAACGGGAACUGUCAUGGCAGCGUUGUGGUGGAACCGUGUGGUGGCCGCUCAGGGUCGUUUCUCGCGCCCGCAUUUCUUAGCUCGUCGAUGUCACAGUGUCGGUGCCAGCACGGAGAGUGGAGGCGGGAGUCCUACCCCGGAGGAGCCGGGAAAACGGCUGGGCGGCUUUGCGAGCGCUUUGGAACGUCACUCGAAGUUGCAGCAGGAGGCGGAGCCGCAGCAGGAUUCUCCAAAGAAUGUGAAAUCCUUUGCAUCUCUGUUAAGACAUUCUCCUCUAACUCAGAUGGGACCUGCCAAAGAUAAAAUCGUCUUUGGACAAAUCUUCCAUGUUGUCGAAAAUGACCUUUAUAUCGAUUUUGGUGGCAAGUUUCAUUGUGUAUGCAAAAGACCAGAAUCAGAUGGAGAAAAAUAUCAGAAAGGAACCAGGGUACGCCUUCGGCUGCUGGAUCUUGAGCUCACAUCCAGAUUCCUGGGAGCAAAAACAGAUACAACUUUACUAGAAGCUGAUGCUGUGCUCUUGGGACUCCAGGAUGCCAGGGAUACUAAGUCAAAGGAAACAAGUUCAAAAGAUGCAUAAACUUUGAUGAUGUCAAGGCUCUAGAGACCAUUUAUUAAAAUCAGAUGUUCAUCAAAUAUGUAAUUAGUAUAACACACUGUGAAUGAAGAAGUGAAUAUAAGAUGGAAAUCUCAAUAAAUAAAAGCUGUACUUGCAA
Messenger RNA from Monodelphis domestica (gray short-tailed opossum), 2831 nucleotides. It is a transcript of the gene MRPS28, whose product is annotated as mitochondrial ribosomal protein S28. Lineage: Eukaryota; Metazoa; Chordata; Mammalia; Didelphimorphia; Didelphidae. The record is from RefSeq and is a predicted model, not a curated record. Gene Ontology annotation, cellular component: mitochondrial small ribosomal subunit.